Messenger RNA from Bacillus rossius redtenbacheri, 2803 nucleotides. RefSeq names its product atypical kinase COQ8B, mitochondrial (gene Coq8). Gene Ontology annotation, biological process: ubiquinone biosynthetic process. The record is from RefSeq and is a predicted model, not a curated record. Bases 453 to 2510 code for a protein of 685 amino acids. The transcript has 11 exons. NCBI's taxonomy places the organism in Eukaryota, Metazoa, Arthropoda, Insecta, Phasmatodea, Bacillidae.
AAACAUGGCGGAAACUAGCAGACGACGUAAUAUAUGCAUAUGCAUCAACCUGACAAAUGGUAGAGAUCAGUGGGGAAACAUUUUAUAAUUUAAUAAGCAAAACAAUUGACCAGCAUCAAAAAUCUAAAAAAGAUACAACUGAAUAAGUUAUUUAAUUUAGAACCUUUAAGAAUAGAUGGCAUCUCCUUAACUAAUCUAUCAUGAAUUCAAACUUUUGUCCACAAAAUAUUAACACAACUUUUCGAGGUGUGUUAUUUCAAACGAUGAGAAAACACAUGGUAUAAUGGAGAAUAUAUAUAUUAAUUAAUAUAGUCUAAGUAGUUCUCGGGCAGUUUACGGUAUGGUUAUCUGAUAUCGGAAGACAGCUGGCUGCGAACUAUCGGCGGCACGACACGGCAAGCUGACGGCGCGUUUCGAACUGCGAGGAAAAAGGGCAGGCGAGGCGUGCCGGCAUGUCGGGGGAGCAGCAGCGCGGCGGCGACGCGGCGGGCGUGCUGCGCGGCCUGCAGAGCGUGCUGGCAGCCCUGGCGCGCAUGCAGCAGGAGCGACACAGGCAGCUGUGGCACAACUGCAGUGCCAGGACGCUGCUGGAGGACGCAGCCUCGCAGCUCAGGAGCAGGGUGGAGCACGGCUUCCCCCAGGACAGACUGGUGAAGAACGUGAGGGAGACCUUGGAGAGGGCGUCCAUGGUGGUCGAGGGCGUGAAGCAGUACGUCAAGUAUUCCGCAGGUCAGCCGCCAGAGAGCAAGGCAUCGCCGGAGCAGCAGUUCAUGAGGGCCACGGGCGUCGACCCGAGAGCGGGCCUCGGGGAAGCCGCGGAAGACGGAGUGGUCAGCAGCGUGUCGGGGGCAGGGCGCAGUCCCCCGUCGAACAACAAGGCAACGCCGGAGCAGCAGUUCACGAGGGCCACGGGGAUCGACUUGAGCGUGAGCUCCAGAGACGUCGGCAGCGCACCGGGAGCGAGGCGUGGUCCCUCCCCGUCGGGCACGGCCACUGCCGCGCAGUCUGCGGCCCCGCCCGCCAACGGCACGGACUCGAGGUCUCAGAGCGGAGCCGCCCACCAACUGCAGGCCGCUGCGCAAGGGUUGUCCACAUCCUCGCAGCACACCGCCAACAGCGUAGGGCCCGAAGUUAGGUUCAGGCCGAAGCAGAAGCAAACACUGAGCUCGCUGGCGAAGGCCAGGUCCGUGCCUGCGUCGCGGGUCGGGCGCUUCAUGUCGUUCGGCGGCCUGGCGGCGGGACUGGGCGCGGGCGCGCUGGCCGAGAUGGCGCGCAGGUCGCUGGGCGGGAAGCGUGCCCAGCCCUCCGUCAGCGACACGCUCGACACCGCCUUUCUGUCGGAGGCCAACGCCGAGAGAAUAGUCAACACGCUCUGCAAGGUCAGAGGGGCCGCGCUGAAGCUGGGCCAGCUGCUCAGCAUCCAGGACAACACCAUCAUCAGCCCCGGGCUGCAGAGGGCCUUCGAGAGGGUGCGCCAGUCCGCGGACUUCAUGCCCGUGUGGCAGGUCGAGAAGGUGCUGUCGGCGGAGCUGGGCGCGGACUGGCGCCGGAAGCUGGCGCACUUCGAGAUGAAGCCCUUCGCCGCGGCGUCCAUCGGCCAGGUGCACCACGUGACGCUGCUGAGCGGGCGCGAGGCCGCCAUGAAGAUACAGUACCCCGGCGUGGCGCGCGGCAUCACCAGCGACAUAGACAACCUGGUGGGCAUCCUCAAGGUGUGGAGGGUGUUCCCUGACGCGCUGUUCAUCGACAACAUCGUGGCGGUGGCCCAGCGGGAGCUGGCCUGGGAGGUGGACUACGAGCGCGAGCUGCAGUGCACCAAGAGGUUCAAGGAGCUGCUCCGCGACUACCCGCAGUACUACGUGCCCGACGUCAUAGAGGAGCUGAGCACGCGGCAGGUGUUCACGUCGGAGCUGAUCGACGGCAUGCCGGUGGACCAGUGCGCGGGCCUGGAUGCCGCCGCGCGCCACCGCGUCGCCCGCCUCGUGAUGGAGCUGUGCCUCAAGGAGCUGUUUCAGUUCCUGUACAUGCAGACCGACCCCAACUGGUCCAACUUCUUCUACAACCCGGACACCGACCAGCUGUUGCUGCUGGACUUCGGAGCCUCGCGGGAGUACAGUCGGGAGUUCAUGGACCAGUACAUCGAGGUCAUCAGAGCUGCGGCCGACGGGGACCGCGACAAGGUCCUGCGGCUCUCCAAGGACAUCGGCUUCCUCACGGGAUACGAGUCCAAGGUGAUGAACGAGGCGCAUGUGGACACGGUGAUGGUGCUGGGGGAGGUGUUUCGCGACACCCGGGGGUUCGACUUCGGGGCCCAGAGCACGACGCGCCAGGUGCAGCGCCUGGUGCCCACCAUGCUGCAGCACCGGCUCUGCCCGCCGCCCGAGGAGAUAUACUCGCUGCACCGCAAGCUGUCGGGCGUGUUCCUGCUGUGCGCCAAGCUGCGCGUCCGCAUGGAGUGCCGCUCCCUGUUCGAGGACGCAUACGCCCGUUACCACGCGGCCGGCCGCUAGCGGAGACUCCGCCCACCUGCCGUGCACACGGCCAGUCUCUUGUUAAUAAAGUGUUUGUGGAAACUGUGGGCUAGCUAUCGCUUCACCAACCCCUUCCGUACGCUUAGUUGAGUUGAUUUGUUGAUACCGACGAAUCCUGGUCCGGAAGGCUGAUUUGGGUUCUCAAUGGCUUCUCCUGAAUCACUUCAGGAAAAUGCUGAGAGAAUGUUGGGUUGGCUUCUCCUAAAUCACUUAAGGAAAAUGUUGUCGUGUACAUAACCAGUCUCUUGUUAAUAAAGUAUUUAUGGAACCUG